Messenger RNA from Pundamilia nyererei, 6476 nucleotides. It is a transcript of the gene cacna1fb, whose product is annotated as calcium channel, voltage-dependent, L type, alpha 1F subunit. Gene Ontology annotation, biological process: calcium ion import across plasma membrane. The record is from RefSeq and is a predicted model, not a curated record. The transcript has 49 exons. Gene Ontology annotation, cellular component: voltage-gated calcium channel complex; membrane. Lineage: Eukaryota; Metazoa; Chordata; Actinopteri; Cichliformes; Cichlidae. Gene Ontology annotation, molecular function: calcium ion binding; high voltage-gated calcium channel activity.
UGGAAGAGGGGACAGAGAAGAAGGAGGAGGUGAGGAGAGUAAUGCGGAGUGGGAUCAAGAGCUGGAUGGAGAGGACGAAGGAGGUGUGAGGAUGACAAGAACAGACACGCUUCACUCGACCACAAGUUCAACAGGAACGCAGAGAAAAAGAGGACAACACGCUAAGAAACAGGUGCAGGGCACUAAUCAGGUCCAGCGUGCUCCCCGGGCAUUAUAUUGUCUGAAACUCAACAACCCAAUCAGACGGGCUGCGCUCCAUAUUGUUGAGUGGAAGCCAUUUGACAUCUUCAUCCUGUUGGCCAUCUUUGCAAACUGUGUCGCCCUGGGAGUUUCCAAACCAUUUCCUGAGGAUGACUCCAACUCCACCAACCAUGAUCUGGAACAAGUGGAGUAUGUCUUCCUCAUCAUCUUCACCGUGGAGACCUUCCUAAAGAUCCUGGCCUACGGUCUGGUGAUGCACCCCAGCUCCUACAUCCGCAACGGCUGGAACUUGCUCGACUUUGUCAUCGUCAUAGUUGGCUUGUUCAGUGUUGUCCUGGAGACAAUGACUCAUAAGUCAAGUGGCGAGCAAGCAACAACCCAUCACAUGCCUGGGAAACCUGGAGGUCUGGAUGUCAAAGCUCUAAGAGCCUUCAGAGUCCUGCGGCCCCUCAGACUGGUUUCUGGAGUCCCCAGUCUGCAGAUUGUGUUGAACUCCAUCAUGAAGGCGAUGGUUCCUUUGCUUCACAUUGCUCUGCUGGUUCUCUUCGUCAUCAUCAUCUAUGCCAUCAUCGGUCUGGAGCUCUUCAUCGGACGCAUGCACAGGACCUGCUACUAUAUAGGAACCGAUAAUUAUGUGGAGGAUGACCCGGUGCCGUGUGCGUUUGCUGGUCAUGGCCGUCAGUGCAUCAUAAAUGGCUCAGAGUGUCGGGGAAGGUGGGCUGGUCCCAAUGGAGGAAUCACAAAUUUCGACAACUUCUUCUUCGCCAUGUUGACCGUGUUCCAGUGCAUCACCAUGGAGGGAUGGACUGACGUGCUGUACUGGAUGAACGAUGCCAUUGGGUUUGAGCUGCCGUGGGUGUAUUUUGUUAGCUUGGUGAUUUUUGGCUCCUUCUUUGUUCUCAACCUCGUCCUGGGAGUCCUCAGCGGAGAGUUCAGUAAGGAGAGGGAGAAGGCAAAGGCUCGUGGUGAUUUCCAGAAGUUGCGAGAGAAGCAGCAGAUGGAGGAGGAUCUGUGUGGGUACAUGGACUGGAUCACUCAGGCUGAGGACAUGGAUGAACUGGACGAGGACGGAAACCCACGGCCAUCUCUGGGCGAUCUGGCUGAUAAGAAGAGAGGGAAGUUUGGAUGGUUCAGUCACUCCAACGAAACUCAUGCGAGUCUUCCUGCCAGUGAAACGGCGUCUGAAAACACAGAGAACAUCGAUGAGGAGCACACCAACUGCUGCCAGGCCUGCUGUCAGCACGUUAGACUCACCUUCACCUGAACGACUCUCUUUCUUUGCCUCAGUCGGACGUUACGUCGCUGGAACCGAGUCUGUCGCAGAAACUGUCGCACUGCCGUCAAAUCCGUAACUUUCUAUUGGCUGGUUUUGCUGCUGGUCUUCCUCAACACCUCCCUCAGCGCCUCUGAGCACUAUAACCAACCAGACUGGCUGACUCAAGUCCAGGACAUUGCCAACAAGGUGCUGCUGUCUCUCUUUACGGUGGAGAUGUUGCUGAAGAUGUACAGUUUGGGUCUGGCCCAUUACUUUGUGGCGUUCUUUAAUCGUUUCGACUGCUUUGUGGUGUGCGGUGGCAUCGUGGAGACCAUCCUGGUGGAGCUGGAGAUCAUGCCUCCUCUGGGGAUCUCUGUGCUGCGCUGCGUCCGUCUGCUGCGGAUCUUCAAGGUGACACGGCAUUGGACGGCUCUGUCCAACCUGGUGGCAUCGCUGCUGAACUCCAUGAAGUCCAUCGCCUCGCUGCUGCUCCUCCUUUUCCUCUUCCUCAUCAUCUUCGCCCUGCUCGGCAUGCAGCUGUUCGGAGGAAAAUUCAACUUUGAUGAAACGCAGACCAAACGCAGCACAUUCGACGCUUUCCCGCAGGCGCUGCUCACCUGUUUCCAGAUCCUGACAGGUGAGGACUGGAACAUGGUCAUGUAUGACGGCAUCAUGGCAUACGGCGGCCCCGUGUUUCCUGGGAUGAUCGUCUGUAUUUACUUUGUCAUCCUCUUCAUCUGUGGUAACUACAUCCUGCUCAACGUCUUCUUGGCUAUCGCCGUGGACAACCUGGCAGGAGGAGACAGUGAUGACAAGAAAAAAGAUAAGAAGGAGGAGGGAGCAGAGGAGGAAGCUACAGAAGAAGAAGUGAAGGUCGAUGUUGAUGAAGACACUGAGUAUGAAGAGGAAGAGGAGCUUCCUGAAGGAGAUGAAGAGGGAGGAGUCCAGUUAAAGAUGGCCGAUCUUGCUCCUCCUAAAGAGAAGAUUCUCCCGAUCCCAGAAGGAAGCGCCUUCUUCUGCCUCAGCAAGACAAACCCUAUCCGUGUGGCCUGCCACACUCUGAUCCAUCACCACAUCUUCACCAACCUCAUCCUCGUCUUCAUCAUCCUCAGCAGCUGCUCAUUGGCUGCCGAGGAUCCAAUCAGAGCCCACUCCUUCAGGAACAAUAUUCUGGGCUAUGCAGACUACGCCUUUACCUCCAUCUUCACUGUGGAGAUUCUGUUAAAGAUGACGGUCCACGGAGCGUUCCUCCAUCAGGGCUCGUUCUGCAGGAACUGGUUUAACUUGUUGGAUCUCCUGGUCGUCAGCGUCUCUUUGGUCUCCUUCUUCCUGCACUCCAGUGCCAUCUCAGUGGUGAAAAUCCUCAGGGUCCUCAGGGUGCUCCGACCUCUGAGGGCCAUCAACAGGGCCAAAGGACUCAAGCAUGUGGUCCAGUGUGUGUUUGUGGCCAUCAGGACCAUCGGAAACAUCAUGAUUGUCACGACCCUGCUGCAGUUCAUGUUCGCCUGUAUUGGAGUCCAGCUCUUCAAAGGUAAAUUUUACCGCUGCACCGAUGAAGCCAAACACACCCCCGAACAGUGCAAAGGGACCUUCGUGGUGUACAAAGAUGGAGACGUGAGCCAUCCGAUGGUCAGAGAGAGAAUCUGGAUGAACAGUGACUUUAACUUUGAUAACGUCUUGAUGGGGAUGAUGGCGCUCUUCACCGUGUCCACCUUUGAGGGCUGGCCCGCUCUGCUCUACAAAGCCAUCGACGCCAACGGCGAGAACUCUGGUCCCAUCUACAAUUACCGGGUGGAGAUUUCCAUCUUCUUCAUCGUCUAUAUCAUCAUCAUCGCCUUCUUCAUGAUGAACAUCUUUGUGGGUUUUGUCAUCAUCACCUUCAGAGAACAGGGAGAGCAAGAAUAUAAGAACUGUGAGCUGGACAAGAACCAGCGUCAGUGUGUGGAGUACGCUCUGAAGGCUCAGCCGCUGAAGCUUUACAUCCCGAAGAAUCCGGUUCAGUAUAAGUUCUGGUCCAUCAUCAACUCGACAGGAUUUGAAUACGUCAUGUUUGUCCUGAUCCUUCUCAACACCGUCACUCUGGCCAUUCAGCACUAUGAACAGUCCAAAACCUUCAGCUACAUCAUGGACAUCCUCAACAUGGUGUUCACUGGACUCUUCACUUUGGAGAUGCUGCUCAAGCUGGCAGCUCUCAGAAUAAGGCAUUACUUUGUUGAUGCCUGGAACUCGUUUGAUGCUCUGAUUGUGGUCGGCAGUGUGGUCGACAUCGUUGUCACUGAGUUCAGCAGUGGAGAGGACAGCUCCAGGGUGUCUAUCACCUUCUUCCGGCUGUUUCGAGUAAUGCGAUUGGUCAAGCUGCUGAGUAAAGGGGAGGGCAUUCGUACACUCCUGUGGACUUUCAUCAAAUCGCUGCAGGCUUUGCCAUACGUUGCUCUACUUAUUGCCAUGAUCUUCUUCAUCUACGCUGUCAUCGGCAUGCAGACAUUUGGGAAGAUAGCGAUGCAGGAUUACACUCAGAUCAACAGAAACAACAACUUCCAGACAUUUCCUCAGGCUGUUCUCCUCCUCUUCAGGUGUGCUACCGGUGAGGCGUGGCAGGAGAUCAUGUUAGCCAGUCUUCCAGGUAAACGCUGCGACCCCGAGUCAGACUACGAACCAGGGGAGGAGUUCAGCUGCGGCAGCAACUUCGCCAUUGUUUAUUUCAUCAGCUUCUUUAUGCUGUGUGCUUUCCUGAUUAUCAACCUGUUUGUUGCUGUCAUUAUGGACAACUUUGACUACCUGACACGUGAUUGGUCGAUUCUGGGGCCACAUCAUUUGGAUGAGUUCAAGAGGAUCUGGUCAGAAUAUGAUCCAGAGGCCAAAGGUCGGAUAAAACACCUGGACGUUGUUGCUAUGCUGAGAAGGAUUCAGCCUCCUCUGGGUUUUGGGAAGCUUUGUCCUCACAGAGUUGCCUGCAAGCGUCUGGUAGCGAUGAACAUGCCUCUGAAUGCUGAUGGGAUGGUGACCUUCAACGCCACGUUAUUUGCUCUGGUUCGCACUGCCCUUAAAAUCAAGACCGAAGGUAUCCCUGAGCAGGAGAACGAAGAGCUGAGGGUGAUCAUCAAGAAGAUCUGGAAGAGAAUGAAGCCAAAACUUUUGGACGAAGUCAUACCGCCACAUGAAGAGGAGGAAGUAACUGUUGGGAAGUUUUAUGCCACUUUCCUCAUCCAAGACUACUUCAGGAAGUUCAGGAGGAGGAAAGAAAAGGGAGAUCUGACCGGAGAGAACGACUCACCCAACCAGUCUGCUGUCCAGCUCUGUAAAGCUGGUCUGAAGACUCUGCAGGAUCUGGGUCCAGAGAUGCGCCUGGCUCUGAACGAAGACCUGGAGGAGGAGGAGGAGGCCAUGAUGGAGGACGAGGAGAUGGAGGAGAAUGCUGCAUAUAAGGCUGAAAAUGGUUAUGCAGAGAAAGAUCGACGUGGCUCUUUACUGACACCUACUGGUCAGGGCGGUGUUGUGGGUGACGGCAGCGUCUCUAACGGAGGUCUGAUACACCGGGUCGGGUCUCUCACCAAGAUGGCAAACGGCAGCGAUCACGACGAACAUCUUCGCUGGGGAGACAGCGUGAGGUCAUCCAUUAAUCGACAUCCCUACCGCCGCUCAUCCGUGAAGAACGGCCUGCUGGACCACGGCCACAAAAGACCGUCAUACUCCAAACGAAGAAGGGACUCACGGGACAGAUUGUGGAGGAACGGAGACAUGGAGGCUUGUGGCGAGCAGGGUUACUACAGCAGAGAAGAAGACAAUGACAGCAUCACCUCCAGAGAAAGACAUUAUCCUGAUGAGCCUCCUCUGUACAGAGACCAUUAUGAUGGCCACGCCUCCUAUACCAACAGUAGCUAUGGUAAUGGCUACAGCGAGGGGAGGAGGACGACCAGAAGACGCCUACUUCCUGCCACACCCACAGGUCGGAAGCCGUCGUUUAACAUCCAGUGCCUGAGGAGGCAGGGCAGCAGCGACGACCUACCGAUCCCCGGGACCUACCACCCGACAUCGCCGCCGCGUCGCACGUGCACACAGCAAACGUUCAACAGCUUCGAAUCUCGUCACUCCUCCGGUCGCUCCAUGGCGGCCUCCUCGGCAUCCUGGGCGAACCCUUGCCCUCGCCGCGGUCGCCUCCUCUAUGCUCCUCUAAUCCUGGUGGAGGAGGAAGGAAGCCCACCCUGGGGAGGAGGAGGAGGACCUGCGGGUGAAAUAAAGAAGGCAGGAGCAGGAAGAGGUGUCAGCGUGACAGGUGCGGCACCCAGACCAGCCUGGUACGGCGGCCCUGCAGGGGCAUCAGCUCCGCCCCCAUACAGGGCGUACACAACCCUCAGAGUCCCCUCUCACCUUGGAGCACCGUUCACUGAGAAAAGAGGGUCAGCUGACAGUCUGGUGGAGGCGGUUCUGAUCUCAGAGGGCCUCGGUCUUUACGCUCGAGAUCCAAAGUUUGUGGCAUUUGCGAAGAGGGAGAUCGCUGACGCGUGCCACAUGACAGUGGAUGAGAUGGAGUCGGCUGCCAGCGACCUUCUUGGCUCAGGGAGCCACAGCUUUCUCAGCAACGCUGCCAGCGACCAAGCUGCGCUCUAUAGCGAUGAGGAGCCAAUCAGGACAGGCCAUGACGAGGAUGAGCUGGCUGAUGAGAUGACCUGUGUGACAUCAUUCUGAGGCUCUGGACCAAUCAGGAUAAAGAUGGAGAUGGGACAUCUGCAAUCAGCAGGAGCCAUGUUUAGAAUGUGACUUCCAGGACAUCAAACCAGUUAGAGGAAGGAGUCGGGGAGUAGUUAAUUUAAAGUUUUGAUGAAUGAGGAGAGAUCGAGGUCUCUGUUGAGGGAUGGAUGAAGAGGAUGGAGGGAUCAGGAGAAGGAAUGAAAUCAAGGGAGAAGGAAGAAAAUAAAAAAGGAUGGAAAUCUGGAUACAAAGGACAAAUGGAAGAAGGGAAGGAAGAACAAAUGUUAAGAAAGGGUUAAAAAUGUCACAAGUUAGGAAAACAAUGAAAGCA